UGACGGCGUUGUGCGCUGGUAGCUUGACGCGUCAUUGUGGUAGGAGGGGGGAGAAUCAAGAACCGAGCUCACUUCUCCUCUUACAGCCAGCGCCGGAGCGAGCAGCCGCCGGUUCCGAUGAACCAACUCAGCACUAACUCGGAGAGCAUCUCGUAACUGGGUCUGACCGUCCCGUCACAUGCGCUGACACGUCUCCAGACAUUACACACAUCCCGUCGGGCGGCGGAGGGGAACGUUCACUCUGCUGUACUGCUUUGACACAUUGUGAAUACGCACAGAAAGAGACGCACAGAGGGCGAAGAUGUUGUUGAAGGAGUACAGGAUAUGCAUGCCGCUCACAGUGGAGGAGUACCGGAUUGGGCAGCUGUACAUGAUCAGCAAACACAGCCAUGAGCAGAGUGACCGAGGAGAAGGGGUGGAGGUCGUCCAGAACGAACCGUAUGAAGACCCGGCGCAUGGCCAAGGACAGUUCACAGAGAAACGAGUCUACCUCAACAGUAAGUUGCCCAGCUGGGCUCGAGCAGUGGUUCCCAAAAUCUUCUACGUGACGGAGAAAGCCUGGAACUACUACCCUUACACCAUUACAGAAUAUACUUGCUCAUUCCUGCCCAAGUUUUCCAUCCACAUAGAGACAAAAUACGAGGACAACAAAGGAUGCAAUGACAACAUCUUCGACACCGAGCUGAAGGAUCAGGAGAGGGAGGUGUGCUAUAUCGACAUUGCCUACGACGAGAUCCCUGAGCGCUACUACAAAGAGUCUGAGGAUUUGCGAUAUUUCAAGUCAGAGAAGACAUCGCGGGGGAUCCUUCAGGAGGGCUGGAGGGACACGCAGGAUCCCAUCAUGUGCUCAUACAAACUGGUCACGGUCAAGUUUGAGGUGUGGGGCCUGCAGACACGGGUGGAGCAGUUUGUACACAAGGUGGUUCGGGAUGUGUUGCUGCUGGGUCACAGACAAGCAUUUGCCUGGGUGGAUGAAUGGAUAGACAUGACAAUGGAUGAGGUGAGAGAGUUUGAGCGUGCCAUUCAGGAGGCCACCAACCAGAAGAUUGGGAUGUUUCCCCCGUCGAUCUCCAUCAGCGAGACGCCCCUGUCCUCUUGUGCUCUCACUGGCCCCGCCAGCGCCCCCUCCACGCCAAUGUGCACUGACGCCCCAGAGUCCCUUUCUGUCCCCAAGGACCGACCCCGGAAAAAAUCUGCUCCUGAAACCCUGACCCUUCCCGACCCUGCUCCAAGCGGCGUCCCUCAAGGGUCUACCUUGAGCCCAUCACCCAUUUCAAAUCACCUUCAGUCAUCCACGCCACCUUCCAACUCCGACCUUGCUGAGAUGGACGAGGAGUAGAGGAACCUUUGAAUGUCUUCCCCCACCCACUCUUUUACUUAUUUUCCCAGCCAAAUGUCUUAUGAGCCCAAUGAGACAAGCCUAACCUCCAAACACCAGUGCCCAGACAUUCACAUUUUUGCCAUAUCCAAUGAUUUGUCAUGUCUCUGGACAGUCAUCAUCAGUCAUUAAUACCAUCCAGGCUGCUAUAGGCACAUUUGGACAUCUCUUUAUAUGAGUCUAGCACGCCAUGAGUCACAUCUGUUGUAGCUACAGCCCAUGAUGUUCAAGCAUAACAAAGAUCAUUAGUAAUUAUUUUUGUUGAGUGGCAGUUCUAUAUUACGUCAAUACAUUAUUCUCAUUGUUUUUUUUUAGUCAUGUAUUCUUCUAUUCUAACAAACAAACAAGCUAGCUAUUAACUAUUGAACAUUGAAACAGUUGCCUUAACACCACAGAGCCACUGGUGUUUAUUAGUUUUGACAAUCUUCAUAUGUCAAUGACUGACAAAAAUACCGUCCAUUUUCAGUGUUCAACAUGGCAGUUUGUAUUGUAAUUAGGAAUCAAUGACACAAACUAGAGUGGCACAGUAGACAUGACAUGUUUGAAUAAUACACAUUGGAAAGUCACCCAGCUAUGUUCAUAACAGGUCCACCUAGUUGUUCCUCGAGCCGUGACACAGAGGCCAUCCUUUUCAUUAUCAGCUCCAGUUCUAUAAGAGAUGCAAGAUCAGUACAAUCAUAGAGAGAAUACGCCUCAGGUCUCCCCGACUCUACCUGUCACGCACUCCAAAGGCAGAGAUGUUGUUGUACAUUUCUCUCUCUACUUAUUGCCAAACACUGCAUUUUAUACCUCCACGGAUAUUAUAAUAGAGUAACUAUUGUAUGUACUAUACUAGUCUGCUUAACCCUGGAAAUGUUUACAGAUGAGACACCUUGGAGCAUUCACAUAUUAGCCAGAAAGUUUUAGAUCAAGCUGUUGAGAGAGUUGAUUUUAACACAACUUUUAAAUGAUACUCUAAUUGAAUUAGGUGAAGUUUGUUUCUGCGUACAUCCCGCUGAAGUUGACAGAGAGGUCAGUACAACAAAAGUCAAAAGAUGCCUAAUGCUGGACGUCUCAUGUGACGUAAACAACUUUGAUCAAAUCAGCACAUCACUUGUAUGUCACGUGUAGGAACAAGGCCAUAUUGGGGAGUUUUGAAAUCACUGACUAAUCAUUGUGCACACUGGAGGUAUUGAAAACUCAGUGGGUAUAUUGAGUAUACUGAGUAUAUACUUUGUUGGGUUAACAGCAUCAACAAAAACCACUGGUUGUUUAGUACAGAGCCGGAGUUAGACAAAAAACAGGAGCACCCAGUGCAGUGACUUAUCAUUUGUGUUGGGAUGGUAUUACUAGCCACCAUACAACCCCCCUAAAGCAGCAACCAAUAAACUAAAACAGCAGGUUAUUCUUUGAUGGAAACACCCAUUUCCAUGCAAGUGAUAUUAUUAAAAAGAAUGUUUUUUUUGUUUUUUUUAAUAUGCUGCAUGGAAUGUUCACAACCUAUAUACUUAUUAUAAGAAGUAUACAUGCAUACACUGUAAAUGGAUGGAUUGGUACAGUAUAUUUGGUGAUGCAACUGUAUGAAAAGAAUGCUUACCUUGGAAGUCUAUACUAAAUUUUGUAUAAUAGAAAAUGCAGAUUUUGAGUGAAACGUAAGCAUGUUCAGAGAAUAUACUGUAGGCCUAUAAACUCUUUGAACUCAGUGCCUCUGCAUGCAACAAUUAUAUCGUCACCUACAUGUGUGUAAACCAAAAUCUCUGAUAUUUCUGCUACAGAAACACGUAUUCUUUGCCUGUAGAAUUAGGACACAGUCCCACACACAGUGGCUGAACAUAUUCAGAUCAAUCAUAUCAAAGUACAACAUCAGAGUAUUAUGUAACAGGGCUAACUUCUCAUCAUCUUUUGGAAAUAAGCGAUCAUUAUUAUUAUUAUUUUUUGUUCCCCUCUUCAUACAAUUACCAACUUUACAGCGCAAAUGCAUUUUGCACUUUCCAGUCUUUGACACCUUAUUUGACUAUGAAGGAAUGUGUUACAAUACAGUCUUGUUGGGUUUAUUGGACCAAAGUCCUAUGAUACAGCAUAGUUACUUUGAGGAGGUCAAAGAGAAGGUCCCACAGUGGUCUUGCCAUACAAUAUUGUUAAUAAUUUGUACAGUUUCUCACUUGCUUUUGUUAAAGGAACCUAAACCAACUGUAGCUAUUUAUCUGUAACUGUAGCUUUUGUCUUUGCCUUUUGAGGAUAAAAAUGCUAAAUACCAGUUUUUGGCCCUCUGUAUCGGUCUAUUAUGUAUAGAUUAUACGUACUUACAACUCUGGUAUUGACCACCUCUCUUGUCAGGAACACAGAGAUCCAGGGACAUGUUUGAUCUACCACAGGCUAUUAAAAUAAUGCAAAAUAUCCAACUGUGUAACAUUAAGCUCUGCUCUGUUUAAAAGAGUAACACAUUAGGUAUUGUAAAUACUGUUGUUAAAGAUUGAUAUAGUAGAUUUCUUACAUUGCUCCAAGUUGCAUUACUGAUGUGACAUGAAUGUGCUUGAAGAUUUAAAAUGGACAGAGAAGGAUUUUCUUUUUGUGUUUGUGCGAUAGGGAUGGCAUUUUUCCACAGACAUGAAUUAAAGGUCUGUUUUAAUCUAGGAGUAGGCUUAAUAUGUGUCUGUAUCUAUGAAGUUGUCAUCUGUUGGGCAUAAUGAGUUCCGUUAAGUUUGCUCUUCUCAAUCAAGUAUAAAGACUCCUCAUUGUAGUGGUGCACUUUUGACUCCCCGGUUGCUUUUGAUGACCCUGCAGGUCAAAAUAAUUUUGUAAAACAAAAUGAAGCUUUCUUUUUUUAGUGGUGUGGCUGCUUUGACGUUUAUGAUGUAUGAUGUUAACUGAGAGGUGGCUGGCUUUUCCGGUUUCUUUUAAUGUAGUAAACAUGCUGUACUUUUGAUUUUGUGAUUUUGCUGUAUUUUUGGAAGGAAAAACAUUUAAAAAUUACUUUGUCAUUAUUUCUUUUGAUUGAAGGACCAAGCAUUUCACUCGAUCGGCCAGGCUGUCGUGCUGUCUUCUGAUAACUGGGCCCUGUCUCACAAACCAGAGUUUCAGAGCUGGCUUGAGCACGCCACUGAGUAACGGUGUGUUUCUGGCUUAUCCAACUUUCCUUGUUAAUUCUGCUUUGUGUAACAGGCCCUGGAAGUGCGGUAUUAUUGUAUUUCGUAUAUUUUUACUGCCCUUUGAGGUUUAUUUGGUUCUUUGUUGUAAUUAUUGUUUAACUUUUUUCUGAAAUAGACAAAUAAACUUUAUUAGCUAUUGCAA
Molecule: messenger RNA, 4648 nt
Organism: Mugil cephalus (flathead mullet)
Lineage: Eukaryota; Metazoa; Chordata; Actinopteri; Mugiliformes; Mugilidae
Product: cytoplasmic phosphatidylinositol transfer protein 1-like
Exons: 9
Coding region: 302-1339 (345 amino acids)
Biological process (GO): phospholipid transport
Cellular component (GO): cytoplasm
Molecular function (GO): phosphatidylinositol binding; phosphatidylinositol transfer activity
Source: RefSeq, a predicted model, not a curated record